AUGGUCGGUUCAUUGGAAGUCCCGGGCGAGGCCUGGGCGGAGCUCGGAGCCGCCGAGUGGCCGGAGCUCCGGAAGGCGAGCUUCGCUACGCGCCUCGGCCCUGAGAGCUGGCGGGUCGGAGGGUUGAGGGGUUGGAGGGGAGAGAGAGAGAGAGCGAGAGAGCCGCCAGCAAGCAAGCAAGACGGGCCGAGGUGUUUCGAGCGGCGCGGCGAGUGUUUCGAGCGGCGCGGCGAGGGCUCGGAGGAGCUGCUUGCAGCUUUGGGCCGCUCCCGGCAGCUGGAGGACGUGGACUUCACUGGCUCUGAAAUCCCCGACGCGGCCUGGGAGCUGCUGGGCGACGGGGCGUGGCCUCGCCUCCGCGUUGCAAAAGGCGUGCCGGAGGAGCACCUGGAGCGCCUGCGCGAAGCUUCUCUGGACCUCGAAGCGGGUGCAGGCGAGGCUGCCUCCAGCACAGGCAGUGACAGCAGCAAAAGCAGUGACAGCAGCAGUGAGGGAGACGAUGCUGGGCUGCAACCCCGACUCCUGCCCGCUGAUCGUGUUGUGUGA
This is a messenger RNA of Symbiodinium necroappetens, 546 nucleotides long. Lineage: Eukaryota; Dinophyceae; Suessiales; Symbiodiniaceae. The record is from the annotation of a GenBank genome assembly.